GAAUGCUUUUUUAUUUGUUCAAUCAAAAGCUCUUUCUCAUUCUGUAUAAAAGACAUAUCUCCUCCAUAAGCACCACCACCUCCACCUCCACUAUAUCCUCCAAGAAACUCAAUAAACCACCGCCAAAAUGGGUUCACAGAACUCCACCACCGCCACCGCCACACCAUACCCCAUAAAAACAGUAGUAGUUUUAGUCCAAGAAAACCGUUCCUUCGACCACAUGCUAGGCUGGUUCAAAACCUUAAACCCAGAAAUCAAUGGAGUUACCGGUCAAGAAUCCAAUCCCAUCUCAACUUCAGACCCGAACUCCCCCCUUGUCUUCUUCAAAGACCAAUCUGCUUACGUGGACCCUGACCCUGGUCACUCAAUCCAAGCCAUGUACGAGCAAGUUUACGGUGUCCAAUGGACCGAAGCUGCACUUUCGAACCAGGACAAUCCUCCGGUCGUGAAAAUGAACGGUUUUGCACAAAACGCAGAGCGAACCAAGCCAGGCAUGUCUGAGAAUGUGAUGAACGGGUUCAGACCGGACGCUCUGCCGGUCUAUAAAGAGUUGGCUAUGAAUUUUGCGAUUUGUGAUCGGUGGUUCGCUUCGAUUCCGACGUCAACACAGCCGAACCGGCUGUAUGUGCACUCUGCGACGUCGCAUGGCGCAACAAGUAAUGACUCGAAGCUGCUGGCUCAAGGGUAUCCUCAAAAGACUAUAUUUGAGUCGAUGGAUGAGAGUGGAUUUUCUUUUGGGAUUUACUAUCAUCAAGUUCCUACUACUCUUUUUUACAGGAACCUGAGGAAAAUUAAGUACGUAAAGAACUUCGAACAAUUUGAUCUAAACUUCAAGAGACAUUGUAAAGACGGGAAGCUACCAAACUAUGUAGUAAUCGAGCCGAGAUAUUACGAUGUUUUAUCGAUUCCAGCAAACGAUGAUCAUCCAUUACAUGAUAUCUCGGAAGGUCAGAAAUUUGUGAAAGAAGUGUAUGAAUCACUACGAGCUAGUCCGCAAUGGAACGAAAUGUUGUUUGUGAUCGUAUAUGACGAACAUGGCGGAUUCUAUGAUCAUGUUCCAACUCCUGAUGUUGGAAUUCCUAGUCCUGAUGGCCUUGUUGGUACUCCACCUUACUUUUUCAAGUUCGAUCGCCUCGGUGUUCGAGUUCCGGCUCUUUUGAUAUCUCCAUGGAUCGAACCCGGAACAGUAUUACAUGGACCUUCAGGACCAGAACCUACAUCAGAAUAUGAACAUUCUUCAAUACCAGCAACUCUUAAGAAGCUUUUCAAUCUGAAAGCAUUUCUAACCAAGCGUGACGCUUGGGCCGGCACUUUUGAAACCGUUCUGAAUAGAACUACUCCAAGGACAGAUUGUCCAGUUACAUUGGCGGAACCUGUGAAAUUGCGAUCCAGGUCUGCAGGGGAAAAUGAAGAAGCAAAUAUUAGUGAGUUUCAACAUGAAAUAGUACAAUUGGCAGCAGUAUUGAAUGGAGAUCACGCGACGGAUAAUUACCCGCAUAACCUCGUGGAAUCCAUGAAAGUUUCGGAGGCUGCGAAUUACGUUGAGACUUCAUAUAAGAGAUUUUAUGAAGAAUAUGAGAGAGCUCGAGACGGUGGCUUACACGAAUCAGAAGUCGUUUCCUUGAUCAACGCCGAUGACACUCACCACCUCAUCACACCUCAGUCCUCAUCAUCAAGUUCUUCGUCGAGGUAUAAACCGAAGAUAUUGGGAAUAUAUAUACCGCCUUCUGUGGAUUACGUUAUCUCCGUUCUCGCUAUUUUGCGGUUCGGUGAGGCGUUCUUGCCUCUCGAUCCUUCAUGGCCGAGAGAUAGAGUAAUAUCAAUUAUUUCCUCUUCCAAUGUUGAUCUUGUUAUUACUUCCGAAUCUUCAUUUAUUAAAGCUGGUUAUGAUUUUAAUGAGUUUAAUCUGUCAAAUUGGCUUGCGGAAUCUGGUAUUACUUGUCCUAUUUUGUUUUACUCGAUGGAAGAUUGCCUUAGUGUAAUGCCGAUGCAAUUACCUUGGCCUUGUGAAAUGGAGAAGAAGAGGCUCUUUUGUUAUUUGAUGUAUACUUCUGGUUCGACUGGAAAACCUAAAGGCGUCUGCGGCACUGAAGAAGGUUUGUUAAAUCGCUUUAUGUGGAUGCAAGAACUGUAUCCACUUCAUGGAGAUGAAGUCUUAUUGUUCAAAACAUCAAUUAGCUUUAUUGACCAUUUGCAAGAGUUUCUUGGUGCUAUGCUUACUGGUUGUACGCUUGUUAUACCUCCUUUCAAUCAGUUGAAGAAGGAUCCUUUUUCUGUCGUACGUUUUCUACAGGCCUACCCUAUAAAUAGGCUUACUGCUGUUCCUUCCCUGAUUCGAGCAAUCCUUCCUGCUCUGCAAAGUCAACAUAACAUGCAGAUCCAAAGUUCAUUAAAAUUGUUAGUGCUAAGUGGUGAAGUUUUUCCUUUGUCCUUGUGGGACGUGCUUUCCAAAUCACUACCGAGGACUGCCAUUUUGAAUUUAUAUGGGACAACAGAGGUAUCUGCUGACUGCACAUACUUUGACUGCAAGAGGCUGCCUAAAAUUUUGGAGACAGAGUCACUGAAAAGUGUGCCAAUUGGUGUGCGUAUUUCUAACUGUGAUGUAGUAUUGGUCUCUAAAACUGCUACACCCAAUCAAGGAGAGAUAUGUGUUGGUGGCUCCUGUCUUUGUACUGGUUAUUCUUCUAAAUUUGCAGUUAUACCUUUUGAAAGUGUAAAAUUGCAUAAGAACCUCAUCUGCAACUGUUUAAUGGAUAAUUGUGGGAGCCAAGUAUAUUAUAGAACCGGUGAUUUUGCACAACGGCUGCAAAGUGGUGACUUGGUUUUCUUAGGAAGAACUGACCGUACUGUAAAAGUUAAUGGGCACCGUAUAGCUUUAGAAGAGGUUGAAAAUACAAUUAGGCAACAUCCAUAUGUUGCUGAUGCAGCUGUCAUUGCUCGUGAAGGUCCAGAGGAGCUCACAAAUUUAGACGCUGUUUUAGUAUUGAAAGAGAAUGAAAAAUCUGGUGAUUUGGCCAGAUCUUCAAUAAGAAGAUGGAUGGUUGAAAAAGUUCCUCUAGCCAUGAUUCCACACCACUUUAUAUUUGCAGAGUCAUUGCCUAUAUCUUCCAGUGGAAAAAUUGACUAUGUUUUGUUGGAAACUUCAGCAUUUUCCAGCAUUCAUUUCCGAGAUAAAAAUCAGAAUAGUGAGACCAAAGAUCUUAUGAACAUUAUAAAAAAGGCAUUUUGUGACGCUUUAAUGGUUGAAGAGGUCUCUGGUGAUGAUGAUUUCUUUGACAUGGGUGGUAGUUCAAUUUCUGCUGCUCAAGCUUCUUAUAAUUUGGGAACUGAUAUGAGAUUGCUUUAUGAAUUUCGUACUCCAUUGAAGCUUUACAAUGCCCUCUUAGAUAAGAUGGAAUCAUACAAAAGAGAUGUCGCAACAGAAAUUAGUUUAAAAUCAGAUACUGAAGAUUAUGGUGGGAAUAUGUCUUAUCCUGCUAAUUCUGCAGCUCCUAACAAUAGCGUUAAAUCAAAAGAGUGGCUCCCGAAGAAUCUUCAUGAAAUGAAUUAUCAUAAUGGUGCAGCAUCCAAGCGCUUCAAGGUUGAUUUGGACAAAUGCAUUCCAAAAUGUGGUAGUUCAAGUGAGGGUUAUCCUUGGUCUGCAUUGAUACCAUUCUCAUGUUCAUUCAGCCGAUGCAACAAGGUUAUAUAUCAAGAAAAUUACAGGUUGAGCAAUACCCACCAGAUAACUUGGUCAGAAGAAGUUUUGAGAAAUGGAAAAGGCUGUUCUAUGCAGGAAUUAUGGAAGGUUUGCAUGGAGUCUUGUGUAGAUGCAUCGCCACUUGUGGUGUAUAAAGACCAAGAUAUCUAUUUAUUUAUUGGAUCUCAUGCGCAUAAGUUUAUUUGCGUUAGUGCCAAAAGUGGUUCUGUCCGGUGGGAAGUCAAAGUACAAGGACGAAUUGAAUGUUCAGCAGCAAUUGUUGCCGACUUUUCUCAGGUUGUAGUUGGUUGCUAUGAAGGGACGAUCUAUUUCCUAGACUUCAUGAAUGGCAAUAUUUGUUGGACUUUUCAAACAUGCGCUGAGGUGAAGUGUCAGCCAGUUGUUGAUAAAUGCAGACAUGUAAUCUGGUGUGGCUCCCAUGACCACUAUCUAUACGCUCUUGACUACAGAAACUGUUGCUGCAUUUAUAAGCUCUCAUGUGGUGGGAGUAUAUUUGGGUCACCUGCAAUUGAUGAGGGCCAUGACAUUCUUUAUGUGGCUUCGACUAGUGGUCGUGUGACAUCUCUAUCAGUAAAGAUUUCACCAUUCCAUACAUUAUGGCAACGUGAGCUAGAGGUGCCGAUAUUUGGGUCACUCUCAAUUGGUUCUCCACAUGCAAACGUUAUUUGUUGUUUAGUAGAUGGGAACAUUGUUGCAUUGGAUUUAGCCGGAUCUACUAUUUGGAGGUAUAAAACUGGAGGUCCUGUAUUUGCUGGAGCCUGUAUAUCUUGUGUGCUUCCUUCUCAGGUGCUCGUAUGUUCAAGAAAUGGAAGUGUCUAUUCAUUUGAAGUGGAAAAGGGACAUCUACUCUGGGAGUACAAUAUUGGAGAUCCGAUAACUUCGUCUGCUUAUGUUGAUGAGCACUUGCAACUGGUGUCUGCUUCCUCCCAUGUGCCAAACAGAUUGGUUUGCAUAUGUUCGAGUUCCGGAACUGUACAUUUGCUUAACGUUGAUGUUGUAGGAAAACAAACUGAAUCAAGUAAAUCGGAGGUUCAGGAAAUUGCAAGAUUGGAGCUCCCAGGAGACGUGUUUUCUUCACCAGUAAUGAUUGGGGGCAGGAUUUUUGUCGGAUGCAGAGAUGAUUAUGUGCACUGCAUUUCAUCUGAAAUAAAAAGUUUGGUGCAAAAAUGAAACCCUCGUUAUACAGCCGUAAAGUAUAGCUUAAAGCUUCUGGGGAUUGCUUGUUGAAUAGGAUACUGAAACAUUCUCUCUCUCGACUGUUUUGAUUCUAAAAUACAGCACCAGCAUCCGCCAUAAGUUGCAACCUCUUGUCUUUUCUACAUGUCGGGCCUGGCAUGAAUUGUUCAAACCAGUUUGGUUCUGCCUAAAUUGCAUCCGCUUCUAUGCAUGGCUUCCCUAAUUAUCUUAAGCUGACAUAAGAGAGGUAUGCUUUCAAUCUAACAAUGUAGUUCAACCAUAAAGCUUUGAUAGUGGCCAGCAUACAGUGGCAGUGUAGGAGCUUCCGUCGGGUCAUUGGUGAAACCUUCCGUAAAUGUCAAGAUACAGUUACUACAGUAUAUAAGAUAAAUUUAUGUAAUUUCCGUUUAGCUUUUGUCCUCUGAUUGGUAUGAGGGCCAAUGUACAAUCAUUUAGGUGAUCAGAUAAUGGCAUUUUUUUUAUUUAAGCAAAUGAAAGGGCCAACUGUGAUUCAACAGAUUAUGUUAAAUUUAUUGAACAGAUUCAUGCCUCUUUUUACAAGGCUUUUUCAAUGUUCAAAACAACAUUGCCAGUU
This is a messenger RNA of Mercurialis annua (annual mercury), 5471 nucleotides long. RefSeq names its product putative acyl-activating enzyme 19. Bases 128 to 4870 code for a protein of 1580 amino acids. Gene Ontology annotation, molecular function: hydrolase activity, acting on ester bonds; protein binding. Gene Ontology annotation, biological process: amino acid activation for nonribosomal peptide biosynthetic process. The record is from RefSeq and is a predicted model, not a curated record. NCBI's taxonomy places the organism in Eukaryota, Viridiplantae, Streptophyta, Magnoliopsida, Malpighiales, Euphorbiaceae. The transcript is spliced from 20 exons.